Molecule: messenger RNA, 5273 nt
Organism: Gadus chalcogrammus (walleye pollock)
Lineage: Eukaryota; Metazoa; Chordata; Actinopteri; Gadiformes; Gadidae
Product: forkhead box protein O1-B-like
Exons: 3
Coding region: 203-2092 (629 amino acids)
Biological process (GO): regulation of transcription by RNA polymerase II
Cellular component (GO): nucleus
Molecular function (GO): DNA-binding transcription factor activity, RNA polymerase II-specific; RNA polymerase II cis-regulatory region sequence-specific DNA binding
Source: RefSeq, a predicted model, not a curated record
GCGCUCCACGCAGAGUGGAUGUGGACCAGAACAGCGUGUGUUCAGUUUGACGAGGCUGCAGGAGCAUGCUGACACCGGGAGGCCGCGCUUCUAAAGAGUCUUAUUGUGCGAUGCCUGCUGCUCGAGUCCAAUCCAUGUCAUCGUUGUUUUUUUUAAUCGCAAGCUAUUUCUCACUCGCCGUUUAACAACACGAACAACAGACAUGACUGAGAUCCCGCGGCAACAAUUGCUCGAAAUCGACCCGGACUUUGAACCGCUCUCUCGUCCCCGGUCAUGCACCUGGCCCCUGCCCCGUCCGGAGGUCAUCGAACCUGGGGGAUCCUCCAACACCUCUUCCCCGGAUCCGUCGGUGAAACAAGAACCCGGGGGGAGGAACGCGGACUUCAUCGGUAACCUCGCUCUGCUGGAGGAGACCGACGACUUUGAAGAUGAGCAACAACCUCCCAACCAGAGUGUGUGCAGCGAGUUUCACACUCUUGAAAACUCGGCGGCGGCUCACGUGCACCCUGCAGGGCGGCAACAUCAGACACAUCAGAGUCACCGCGCGGGGCUCCAGCCGCCCCGUCCACAGGUGGCCGGGCUCGCGCCUCCCUCUUCAAGCUGUCCCUCCAUCAGCUCCUCGUCUCUCGCGCAGCGGAAGAGCAGCUCGUCCCGCCGCAAUGCUUGGGGGAACAUGUCCUACGCCGACCUGAUCACAAAGGCGAUCGAUAGCUCGCCCGACAAGCGUCUCACCCUGGCUCAGAUAUACGACUGGAUGGUCAAGAGUGUGCCCUAUUUUAAGGAUAAAGGAGACAGCAAUAGCUCUGCAGGCUGGAAGAACUCCAUCAGACACAACCUGUCGCUGCACAGCCGCUUCAUGCGCAUGCAGAACGAGGGCACGGGCAAGAGCUCCUGGUGGAUGCUGAACCCCGAGGGCGGCAAGAGCGGCAAGUCGCCCCGCCGGAGAGCGGCUUCCAUGGACAACAACAGCAAGUUCACCAAGUGCCGGGGACGGGCCGCCAAGAAAAAGGUGUUGCUGCAGGAGCACUCAGACGGGGGUGUGGCCAGUCCGGCGCCGCCCUACUCCCAGUGGAUGGAGAGCCCCAACUCCCACAGCAACGAUGACUUUGACACCUGGGGCGCCUUCAGGACGCGCACCAGCUCCGACGCCAGCACCCUGAGCGGCCGCCACUCCCCCUUCCUGGCCGAGCAGGACGACGCGGGCGACGUCGACAUCCUCCACAUCGGCUACCCCGGGGGCGCCAAGCCCGCCGCCAGCCCCGUGCCCGAGCUGCCCGGACCCAUGGGCCAACGCAGGUCCGAGGGGGGCAUGGAGAACCUUUUGGACGACAUGAACCUUUGUCUGUCCCCUACCAUCCCUCAGCUGGCGCCCGACGUCCCCCGCGCCACAGCCGGGCCCCUGCUGCAGAAGGGCCCCUAUGGCGCGCCCACACCCAUGCCCCCCCGGCUGCAGCAGGACUACCUCAAACGCGCGGCGUACGGCCAGCCGCAGAUGACCUCGCUGUCCCCCGUCCUCGCGAGCGCCGCUCCGGACGCCCAGCCCGGCUUCGGGCACUUCGACAACCGCUACAACGGCCACGCCGGCCUGCUGAAGGACCUGCUGACCUCCAACGCCGAGCGCGGCCGGGGGCAGGCCGUGCCCCCGGCCGCGGACAUGGGGCUCAACGGAGGCUGCCUGCUGCAGCCUAGCUACAGCCGACAGGUGUACGUGGGGAACCAUCCCGGUCUGGGUCGACACGCGCCUCCCAUGCACCGGCAGAGCCCCUGUCGGCCCCAGGACCUGAAUAGCUGCAACAUGAUCCCGCUGACUAGCAUCAGCCUAACCAGGGUGCCUCCGCGAAUGACCCAGCCCAGGACGUGCAUGCAGACGCCCCUCGGCCACUCAGGACACGCCGGCACCGUUCCGGCCACCUAUGGCAGUUGCAACGGGGGUUACGGGGGACCUGUCCCCGGACAUCUCCGGGGGCAGUACCCCGAGAGGCUGCCCAGCGACCUGGACAACAUGGCCUUGGAGAGGUUUGAGUGCGACAUGGAGUCGGUCCUCUAUGAGACCCUUAUGGACGGGGGGGCACUGGACUUCAACUUGGUUUGACCCCACGGAGGCCCCCAGCCGUUAGCUCAGAGGGUGAGAGUGGCUCGCCCAGCUGGGGGUCCGGCUAGGGGCUCGGCAUCCAGCAGGGAUAGAGCGGGAAAAGGCUUUUGGUUUGGGUUGAGGAAGAUGUUUCUUAUGAAGAUGUCAAAAUUCAUCUGGAGGUCAAUUCAACUCAGCAUUAUGUAUAAAUGGUUACAUAUUCACAAAUGGCUCCACAGAAAAACUGCUGAAACUGAAGUCUACGUAUCCAACUUUUACCUGCCAGCAACUGGAACGUUGAGUUAUAUUUAUAUGAGCUCAUCUUGUGUGUUUGGGUUUAUCUUAUUCCUUUAGUGUCAGAUGUCCUCGUGAGCCAUAUGGUGGUCUUGAUAUGUUAUUGAUAUGUUAUUUCUAUGAUAUGUCAUAAUUCAUGACAAGAGAAUGAAAACAAAAACUAAUUGAAAAAUCAGGAAAAAUAAAUCAAGAAACAAUUGAGACAUGUGGAUGCUUUGUGCAAUAUGUAUAUUUGAAAUACUGUAUUGAUUGAUGAUCGUUUUCAUUUCUGGAGUGUGAUGGUGUCUUAGGGAAUAGGGGAACAAUUGAGUCACUGUGGAUCGACAAAAGGGGACCCAUCUUCAACAGCGCAGCAAUAAAAACGCUGCUGAUAACAUGACAGGAAAAUUGUGCAACUCCCCCUGUUCCACAACAUGUGAUUUCUAACCCUCACUUCAGCACUUAAAAAUCAUUACGUUUGAUAAGUUUAAAAAUGAAAUGGUCAAAUUACGUAAAUUUAAAAUCAAAUCAAUGGGUCACACAGGACACACCCUGUUGAGCCCUGGAUUAUGGAGAAAAGCCUAGCCGAUAUAAAUGAAAUAUCAAGAUGCUAUCGCGAGUGGUUCUCAACCGACUGAAGUUGAGCUGACACAGGAUUUGUGCUGACAACUCCACAGCCCUACUACGUACCAAAGAGUUAUCGGCCAGACCUACAAGCAGUUUGAACUCCCAAUGCAUUAUAUGAAGGUGUGUGUAGCCUACAUAGCGAGAGUACUUCUGUACGUUUUGAAUACAGCAAACAACACACAAAUAACUUCAAAUGGACAUUUGAUUUGAUGCUGAUGUUUAGACCAAAUUGCUGUACAUGAAGCAACGUUGCAAGUCAUUUUUUAUUCCACUUUAGUUCUUUACAAAGCUUAAUGUAUAAUGCAGUAAACACUCUCAUACCUCAAAUGUAUUACCUCUGGAGUGCUAAGGUGAUUCUCAACAUGUCUUAAUUCUCCAUAAUGCAUUAAAUGUUAAUAUGUUUUCAUGUUAUACUUAUAAUGUAGAUAUAUUUUGUUAUUUUAAGUUUAAACGUUUUAUCUUUGUGAUUCCAGUUUAUAUCCUGGAAAACUAUGUUCAAGCUUUCCCUUUGAUUAUGGUUUUGAAAAUUAAAAUCUCAUGCAUGUGAAAAUUAUUUCAGAAAUGUUGAAACAAAUGUGUUAUGAUAAUUUAAAAAGAGAAUAUAGCAUAACAUUGGCAACAUUUUCAAGUACAAUUUUUAAAACCUCCCAGCACUUGCAAGAUGUUGAUAUUACUCAAAUUUUCCAAAUUUUCUCUUCCACUUAUUAUUUGAGCGAAAGUAAAUGUUUCUUGUGAAAUUUUGAAAUAAAUGAAGUUCCUGUAUUCUAAAUCAGUUAUCGAUAAUAUUUAACUAACUGUGUCCGACGUCUCAUCCCCAAAUAUAAGACAGAACACAACAUCUAUGAAGCCACUCUCCAUUCAAACAACAUAUCACCAUGCAGGUUACACCACUUUUAGGUUGUCUUCCUUAAACCCACAUUUCUCAGACAAUUAGCUUGACGAUUGUUCAGACACAAAUCCUCAUGAGUAAACCCUCCGGAUCUUUCUUUAGACUACGCGUCUGGUGUUGUUAAUCUGGUUUCAAAGUGAGUUAUGGCGGGGACCAUGGAGCGACUAUGCGCAGCAGAAAGACAUGUGGCUCAUGUUGGAGAUAUAGGCAGCAUCAUGACCCACAACACAUGGGCUCCACAUGUCUCCCUGGCGUGAGCCAUGGUGUGAUCUCUACAGAGGUCAAGGCAGGAAAUGCAGCCUGAAAGAGAAGGUUUGCAGAGGCUCAAUGAAGGGCAGAUAAGCACCCAACCUCACAGACAAGAUACACAACUGUUGUGCGCUCGAAUGUGGAGGAAUUGGUCCAUUCUACCCAUCUGUUGUUAGCCCAGAUGAACGCAGUGGCAAUAUUUUGAAUGGAUUGAUUGUUUCAUUGGCUAUUCUAUGUAUGAGUGCAGACAUUAUAAAUCACCCUGGACGAAAGUAGGCCUGUUGAAUAUCUGAUAUGUUAUGUAAUUGUAGGCUAUAUCAUUUGAUUUGCUUUCAUCCAGUUCUCAUCCAUUCUCAGCACGGGGGGGCCCAAGUGGAAUUUGAGUGGCCAUUGGUUAGAAAAGCGCUGUAUAAAUUUGGUCCAUUUACCAGGCCCUAGUUUUCUCUCCGAUCAAUGACUAAUACAUUUUACAUGGAACAUUGUUGUUUGAAAAUAUAUGGGAAAUAGGAGAUAGAAACCCUUUUGAUGUGGAUUUCGCACAGGAUGGCGAGAUAAAACGACAUGUUGAUGUUAACAGGAAGCAAGCUGAAGCACAUUGAACCAUCCGAAAGUAAGAGGAAAGUGGAGAGAACUGAUUGUUGUGUUGAGCAUGGAUCGAAUGGGCCAAGCUUCCAUAAUUGAACCAUCCAUGGUUUAACUAUAACUUCUAAUAUUUUGAGGAUCCGAAACAGAAGGCAAAUGACAACGAUUCUGAAAAAAUGAACUUCUUGAGGACUCUUAAAUUUCCCUCCGUUACAUCACAUCCUAUGUAGAAGACCUAGGUAAUGCCUAACAUGUAGUCCUAUGGUAUUAUGCCAUGAGGAUGCAAAUCACAUCACUUGAAUGCAGAGGUGUUGAUAUGUCAGUAUUCUGAUGCACUAAACAGGAAUGCAAUGUUGGGAGAUGUACAAUUUAGACUAGAGGAUAAGUCAGCGAUUAAGAGAUUUUGUGUCUCCUUUUGUUUAGGCUACAAAUGUUGAAAACGGUUUCAUAUACAAACAUGAAUACCAUUGUCUAUGAAUCAGAUGAUAGAAUGUAGAUACAGAGAAUGAGAGAAACAUGUAAAGUGCAAUUGGAUGCCUUAGAGUUCUAAAACAUAACGGCCUAAAGAGCUUCAUUGUUGUC